CUCAAUUCAGAGCUCUCCACUUCUCCAGUUUCCAGCCAAGAAAGAAACAAGUAACCAUGAUCAGCACCAAGAGAAUUGCUCAGCUGGCCAAGAAGUGGCAGAGGAUGGCAGCACUUCAGAGGAAGCGCCUCACCUGGCGGACGGCAGCAAAGGAAGUCGACAAGUGCUGCACUUCCGUGGCGAGCAAGGGCCACUGCACAGUGUACACAGCUGACGGGGCACGGUUUGAGGUGCCAUUGGCGUGCCUCGGGACGACAGUCUUCGCGGAGCUCCUGCAGAUGUCCAAGGAGGAGUUCGGCUUCACGGGCGGCGACGGCAGGAUCACACUGCCCUGUGAUGCCAUGGUCAUGGAGUAUGCCCUGUGCUUGCUGAGGAGGGGCGCCUCUGUGGAGCUGGAGAAGGCAUUCCUAAGCACCAUGGCAAUGUCGUGCCACUCUGCAAACCACAUGGCACCGUAUGUGGCAGCUUGCUGUUAGUUGCAGCUGUAUAAGUAGCAGUUCAUCCCUGUAGAUUGUAGGACAAAGAGAGGUGUUAUUAGAUCCUUCUGAUACUACAAACAAUCAAGGAAGGUAGUAAAUUAGCAUGUUAGCACCAGUGUUCUUGUUCACUGAGCAGUGAGCACAUAAGAGAAAUUUUUCAGCACAGUUUUCUGAAUCCAAACCUGAAAGGUUACUGCCACUCCAUGCUCCGGCCCCAGCUGAUCCACAAUGUGCCAUCGUGCCUCUUUCGUUUCCAGUUGGCAACUUGCUGCAAUAUUCAGAGUUUAUCAGUUUUGUUGGUAGAAUGUAAAGGCCAUGCUUUCUGGUCAGAGUCGAAAGUUCUAUCUAAGAAACAU
Sorghum bicolor (sorghum) is the source of this 835-nucleotide messenger RNA. Its product is annotated as auxin-responsive protein SAUR36. The coding region runs from base 57 to 476 and encodes 139 amino acids. The record is from RefSeq and is a predicted model, not a curated record. Gene Ontology annotation, biological process: response to auxin. NCBI's taxonomy places the organism in Eukaryota, Viridiplantae, Streptophyta, Magnoliopsida, Poales, Poaceae. The transcript has a single exon.